This is a messenger RNA of Soboliphyme baturini, 825 nucleotides long. The record is from the annotation of a GenBank genome assembly. NCBI's taxonomy places the organism in Eukaryota, Metazoa, Nematoda, Enoplea, Dioctophymatida, Soboliphymatidae.
AUGCUUGCUAUUAACGUAAAUGAAGCCGUGCAAAUCAUUGCGGAUGCCACCAUGAAGCCCGUUCGUGGAGGAUUUUCAUUCAGUUGCUAUGCAAUCGGAUUUCCUUAUCCAAAGUAUCAGUGGUACUGCGAUGGCUCAUCGGUAGAAGGUUGCAGCGACAACGUGCUGAUUAUCGACCGGAAUUCGGCUGUCAGCGGUACUUUCUAUUAUUGUGAAGUAUCGAACGAAAUCCGCGACGGUGAAACGUGGUCUAACUUUUAUCGUCGAAAAAACAAACAGUUCACGUCCAGCGCUAUCUCUUGCUCAGUCACUCUGCCAGACUUUGUGGAUAUCAUCGAUUUAGACCUUGAGGAUGAAAAUGGGCGUACAUUGCUUGAAAAUGAAGAUGCUUCCUUUUUAUCGCAUACCAGCUCUUCUGUUCCAAGCACUACUCUGUUCGCGACCGACAAAGUGGCGCUGAUCAUUUGCAACUCACAGUAUCAGUAUUUGCAGAAACUGACUACGCCGCCGUACGACGCUGAAACCUUGGCGGAGGCUCUCAUACAUCUUGGAUUCAAAACCGUUACGCUGGCUGAUUUGAAUUUGCAUGAAAUGAAGCUUAUUGUAAACGAAUAUUGUGCUCUCCUUGGCUACGGUGUUUAUGCCGUUUUCUACUUUGUUGGGCACGGCUUCGAAUUCAACGGACAGUGCUAUUUGAUUCCGGUGGAUGUGGCAGAUGAAAACGUUUCUUGCUCAGUGUGUUUGUGUGCCGAGGAGGUGCUUGCUUUGAUGCAGGAAACAAACCCGGCGCUGAAUCUUUUGCUCCUCGACAUCUGUCGGAAGUAA